AUGCAGCAACUUCGGAUCCUUCGGGCCAUGGACGCCAUCGAGCGCCAAACCUGCGUCAGGUUCAGCCCCCUCGGCGCUCAGGCCACGUUCCUGUCGGUGCUCUCCAACCAGGAAGAACUCUGCUGGUCCUUCCUCGGAUUCCCACAGUGCUUCUUCCACGGCAUCCUGGUGCACGAGCUGCUGCAUGCCAUCGGCCUGCUCCUAAUGCACCAGCGCUCCGACAGGAACGACCACGUGCACGUCUACAAAGAGAACAUCAAGAGGGACGAAGUCUUGAGCUUCGUGAUAAUGUACUCCGAGACGUAUGGCCUCCCGUACGACCUCAGCUCCGUCAUGCACUACAGAAACCAGACAUCAUAA
Messenger RNA from Penaeus indicus, 360 nucleotides. RefSeq names its product astacin-like. The record is from RefSeq and is a predicted model, not a curated record. Gene Ontology annotation, biological process: proteolysis. The transcript is spliced from 2 exons. NCBI's taxonomy places the organism in Eukaryota, Metazoa, Arthropoda, Malacostraca, Decapoda, Penaeidae. Bases 1 to 360 code for a protein of 119 amino acids. Gene Ontology annotation, molecular function: zinc ion binding; metalloendopeptidase activity.